AUGGGUCAGCCAGGAGCACAGUUUUGUGCUCCUCCAAGUAUGCUGAGCAAUCCAAACUCCCAGAUGUGCUCGUUCGGCACCGGUGCGAUGUGUUCAGUGGGCGCGGGCGCAGUAGUGCACUCACCGGGCCCAAUGUCGGCGGGGCCAUCAGCUCACAUGCUUGGCGGGAUGCACGGGCCACCGGGCACAUCAAUCGGUCCCGCGGGCAUCCAUGGCACCACGUCGCAGUUCUCGAUGCACCACUCGUCGCCAUCGCAGCAGCCCUUCCAGCAACUGAGCCAUUUCGUGAACAAUGAUGUUUCGAAGUGGCAUAGCUGGAAGUUUGAGCGCUCAACACGCGAUUCGCUCGCCGGACACCUAUGGAUUGAUGGAUACACAGGUGAGAAAGAUUUGCUGCAAGGACCAACAGCGAUCGAACCUCCGCCGCCAUUUUCGCAAGCAAUCAGCAACCAGUAUUCGGCGAUGCAGGCUAGUUCGGUGAUGUAUUCACAGUCGGCGCACAUGAUGCGACCCAGCAGCGCCAUGCAGCAACAGCAGGGCCAGAAUCCGAACAUGAUGACUGGGCCAAGGACACCGCAAAGCGUAAUGAUGGCAAUGCAUCAUCAUCCAUCUCUCGGAAGUCCCAGUAAUCCAGCACUGUUCGGGAGGUAUGCUCGUUUUUGCCUUACUAACCAGCCGACAUGCAGUGUUUCCGUUCCAUAAGC
Molecule: messenger RNA, 704 nt
Organism: Gongylonema pulchrum
Lineage: Eukaryota; Metazoa; Nematoda; Chromadorea; Rhabditida; Gongylonematidae
Source: the annotation of a GenBank genome assembly